Molecule: messenger RNA, 886 nt
Organism: Nicrophorus vespilloides
Lineage: Eukaryota; Metazoa; Arthropoda; Insecta; Coleoptera; Silphidae
Product: kielin/chordin-like protein
Exons: 6
Coding region: 16-864 (282 amino acids)
Molecular function (GO): protein binding
Source: RefSeq, a predicted model, not a curated record
AACAAAACAACAAAUAUGAAGAUGUUUAAAACUAUAAUAUUAAUUUUAUCAAUUACGCAAUACAUACAAGCCGAAUGUCCUGAAGGAUGCAAAGACUCGAAUCUGCUGUAUGAAGGACUAGAAUGUAAGCCGAUAUAUGAGAAGCCGGAUGAUUGUUGUCCGAUGAAAUAUGACUGUUCGCAUCUGGAAAAGCUGCCCGAAGAUCAAUGCUACUUCAGAGGUAAACUAUUCGGCAACGCGGAUAAGUUGCCAGAAGAAACUUACGAGAAUUGUAAUGUUGGAUGCAGGUGUAGAUCUGGUGAAGUGACCUGUGCUAUUCUGGAUUGUCCCGAAUGGUUGGGAGUACGACCCGAUCCAGGUUGUCACUUGAAAUACAGCUUAAAUAAAUGCUGCGCCGCAGGAGAAGUCUGCCCACCAUUUGAAGAGAGCUCAAAAUGCAAAGUAGGCAAUGAAACGUAUUUGGAAGGCCAGAGGUUUUCGCCCCCUGAUCAACCUUGCACAAAAUGCGUGUGCAUGGAAGGAUUCGCCGGUGAAUUCGUAGAGCCGUUCUGCAAGAAAUCAACGUGCGAUACAGAGUUGAGGCAUAUCCAGGACAUUAGGAAGAACUGCGCUCCUGCCUACUACGAUAAGAACGAUUGUUGUCCAUACGAUUUUAUUUGUCCGAAAAAUGAUACCAUCAUCUCUGCAGCGAAGCCCAAGGGAAGCUCAGAUCUGCAAUGUAAGUAUGGCAGCAAAUUGAUGGGCGUUGGUGAUAAAUUCGAAAGAUCCGAAAAAGAAAGCGAUACAACGACCUUAGAAAUUAAAUGUGAAUGCGCGAUGCCACCUUUCGUUUCAUGUAUAAAGAAAUACGUGUAUUCAUCGUGAAUUCAUUAAAAUACUUUUAUUA